Hyphopichia burtonii NRRL Y-1933 is the source of this 5371-nucleotide messenger RNA. RefSeq names its product putative DNA/RNA helicase (gene SEN1). Gene Ontology annotation, molecular function: transcription termination site sequence-specific DNA binding; helicase activity. The record is from RefSeq and is a predicted model, not a curated record. Gene Ontology annotation, cellular component: nuclear body. Bases 96 to 5348 code for a protein of 1750 amino acids. The transcript has a single exon. Gene Ontology annotation, biological process: termination of RNA polymerase II transcription. Lineage: Eukaryota; Fungi; Ascomycota; Pichiomycetes; Serinales; Debaryomycetaceae.
UUUUAAAACUCAAUGAACCAAAAGAUAUUGAAGUCAUGAGAAAGCUUGAAGAAAUCAAUUUUUUCAAUCUUAUCAGAGUCCUUUAUAAUAAUUUGAUGGCAAUUCAAGAUAAACCUUUACCCUCAUUAUUAUCCGCUUUCGAUGCUAUUUUGAAAACAGUAGGCAUUGACUUUUGGAGAAAUUCUUCAGCCGUUCCAUUUCCUGGCUUCUUGGAUCCAAUUCUCCUGAAUCCCAACUUUUCUAAAUAUUUAUUAGAUCCUUCCAAUUAUGAACUCAGUGUCUUCUUAGAUUGGACUUUACUGUUUGUUGGGUCCCUCACAUCUUCACAAAGACAAACUGCAGCCGUGAGGAUUUCUACUUUCUUAAUGAGAAUAUCACAGAAAAGAGAGGCAGAUAAUGGUUCUAUAAAUGAAACCUCUCAACUUAAUCAAAAAUCUUGUCAUCUUUUACUUCAAUGUUUUGAUAUAGAUAUGAAUAAAGUUAAUUUUGCUGAACCUAAUUUUGCUGUGAAUAUAUUGAAAAGAAGAGACGUUAGAGCAGCUGUUGAUAGUCAAGCACCCCUUGUGGUUUCAAUGGCGAUACAACAGUUGAAGAACUUGACACUUGAAGAAAGUGAAAACACUGAACCAAGCAAUGCAUUACAUUUAAUAACCAGUAGCGUGGAAUACGAUAUUAUUAGUUUAGCUCAUAAUUCCAGUAUAUUAAAACAACUGGGCAAUGAAAUACCUUCUUCCUUUGAUGCUUUCCCCUUAUUAUGGGAGGAAUUGGCCAAACUGCAGCUUUAUAUUUAUCCCCAGCUUACCAAAGAAUUGGUUAAAUCAAUGAGGAAUACUUCCAAUAUCAUCAAAUUUUCUCAAAAGAAGAAUAAUACACAAGUCAAGGAAAAGUCUGAUGCAAUUGCCAGACAUAAUGGUAACGUUACACUCAUCCUUAAAUUAUUAGGAAAUGUGUUGGAUAAGGUGGAACAAGCAGAUUCUCAUGUUUUAAAAAGCAUAUUCAAUGAUAAAGAUAUUGCUAUUAGUUAUUGUUCUUGUUUAUUCUCUCCCUCUGUGAAUCAAGCUGCUCUUAAUAUCUCUUAUCAAGCUUUUGAUGCUGCUGGUAGACUUGAAGCAAUUGGUGGUCUUCUUAAGUUGAACUUGGAAUCGUCGCUAAAUGCAAUCAAUAAGAACUUGCGCAUUCUAACCAAUUUGGCAGUUUUUGAACCUUGUCCAAAAACCAUUAGAAUUCUUAUGGAUGUUGUCCGUGCAUUGACUAAUCCUUUGGAAGGUAUUGCCACGAUAAGAUCUUCUGAGCUCUGCAAACCUGAAAUUAGAGGACUUUGGGAAGAAAGCUGGCACUUUUUAAUGAUGGUUUAUGAAAAAACUUUACUUUGGGCUAGCCAUUAUCAUUUAGAGGAGCUUAUUGAAUUUACUCGUGAUACUUUGGAGUUGAGUCAUUCUUUGCUUGAUUCCUUUAUGAUAAUUCUGAAUGCAUUGAGUGAUGAAAACAAUAACAAUACAUCAUAUUCCUUGCUUGGUGUCUUCAUGAAAGCUUUCCAUUAUGUGAUUGUUUGGUUGAGGUUGGGUGAUACCUCGCUUUUGAAUUUAUGUUUGACUUUGGUUUUUAAAGGAUUAGAGUUGGCUAAAGAUUUAAACUUCACUGUUGAUAUAAAAUUCAUUGACUCAUUCGCCAGGUUUGGUGCAAGAUCAAAAAAAUUUAAGAAUAAGCUUAAUGAUCAACAAAGAGCUGACAUACUUGCGAAAGCAAGUGAAAUAGAUGGGCCACUCGUUGACCAAAUUCUCGCCGAAAAUCGUAAAACUAAAGCUUCGAAGUCUUCGGUUAUGGAUUCUGUUCAAGUAGAUCAACAAGCAGCCUAUAAAUAUCAAACACAUCAAAAACCUACUAAGCAGCAAACAUUAAGCAGGUUUGGUGUAGUGACAAAGGAACCUCCAGUGGCACCUCCUCCAGCUGAGAAGGGAUAUAAAUCUGCAAACUUAGAAGCUAUUAGAAAAGAGUUAAAGUCUAACAGAGCUCCAUCUGUCAAGCCUGGUCCGACUGUUGCUCCUGCUGCACCUAGACCUGCUGGCUUCAAUUCAAAAGCACCAGCUGUUGGAAGAUCCUUGAAUAUAACAAAACGAAAGAGGCGUGAUUCUGAAAGCUCGGAAGAAGGAGAUGAUGAUAAUAUUGACUUUUCUGAUUUAUUCGUUGAUAAGAAGAAGAAAGCAAAAGUCGUUGAAGUUGAUAUAAAUGGUAAAAUUAUAGACAGAUCUGCUCAAACAAAGAAAAUCGAUGAGGAGCGUAAGAGAGAAGAAAGAAUGAGACUUAGACUUAACGUAAGUUUAAAACCCCUUUAUUCAACUAUUUUAAAAUGGAACUAUAAUUCUACGAGUGAUUAUCCUGGAGACGACAGAGAUAUUUAUAAGAAAACAAAAGAGACUUACGAAGAUUGUAAGGACUAUAUCAAGACAACAGAACCUCUUUUAAUGCUUGAAUGCUGGCAAGGAAUUCAGUCAGCUAAAAGGACCCAACAGGAGCUUCCUUUUGAGCUUCUCAUCGGAGGAAGAACUAGUUGUGAUGGAUUUUUUGAUGUUUACGCAUCUAUUAAAAAGCAAGAUUUGAAUGAUAGGAAAAUAGGAGACUCCGACUUGUUAGUCUUGGGUCAUGCCGAGUCCACAGAUUUUUCUUCUGCCAAAGCAGCUGCUGAUUUCCUAAAAUCGCCUGGUGCACAAACAUGUCUAGCUAAAGUUCGAGAUAUAAAGUCUGCUAGUGCUGACCAUUGUGAUAUUGUAUUAAGAGUGUUUCCACAAGGGCCCAUGAUGGGAAUCUUGACCCCUAAGUCUAUUGUUUUGAGUAUGCGGGUUACUCAGAUGGUUACCACUGAAAGAGAAUAUUCCUCAUUGAAAGGCUUAGAGUUUUACGACUUGUCUGAAGAAAUAAUUAAAGGAAAACCAGCAGAUCAUCUUGAAAUUGGAGAUGAUGAGGCCAACAGAAUAGUUGAUAUACAUAAAGUGAAUAAAUCGCAAGCCAAAGCUAUUAUUGGAUCAUUUGUUAAUGAAGGAUUUUCUUUAAUUCAAGGUCCACCGGGUACUGGUAAGACGAAAACCAUUUUGGGAAUUGUGGGUUAUACUUUAUCUCAAACAAAGGCGAACCUAAUUAAUGUUCCCAAAAGUAUUGAGCUGUCAAAAAGUCCCUCUCCAGAGUCCAAUCAAGGACCCAAAGUAUUGAUUUGUGCUCCAAGUAAUGCAGCCGUUGAUGAAUUGGUUUUACGUUUGAAAGAUGGUGUUAAUGAUAGUAAAGGUGAGAGGUUUUCUCCAAAAGUAGUCCGUUUAGGAAGAAGUGAUGCCAUCAAUGCUGCGGUUAGAGACCUUACAUUAGAGGAAUUGAUUGAUAAACAUUUACAAGCCCAAUCAAAACAAGCCGUCAUAGAUCCUAGCAUCAGAACUGAACACACAAAGUGUAUCAGUCUAAGAGAUCAGCUCAGAGAUAAAUUAAACAGACCAAAUCUAUCUAGUAAUGAAAUAGUUGAACUUGAGACUCAAUUAAGAGAAGUCACCAAACAACGUAACGAAUUAGGAAAGAAAUUGGAUGAACAAAGAGAAAAUGCUUCCAUCGCUUUUCGUACUAGAGAAAUUGAAAAGAGGCAAUUACAAGCUAAGAUCUUAUCAGGUGCACAAAUUAUCUGUUCUACAUUGUCAGGUUCAGCUCAUGAUUUUUUGGCAAGUUUGUCUAUGAAUUUUGACCAAGUGAUCAUUGAUGAAGCUUGUCAGUGUGUUGAGCUUUCUGCUAUCAUACCCUUGAGAUAUGGUUCAAAAAGAUGUGUGAUGGUUGGUGAUCCAAACCAAUUGCCACCCACUGUUUUAUCCCAAGCCGCUGCAGGACUCAAUUAUGAACAAAGUUUAUUCGUUAGGAUGCAAAAGAAUCAUCCCGAUUCCGUAUAUCUUUUAGAUGUGCAGUAUCGUAUGCAUCCAGAUAUUUCUAAAUUUCCAAGUCAAGCAUUUUAUGAGUCACGUUUACAAGAUGGUAAGAAUAUGCUUGAGAAGAACGACAGACCGUGGCACAAACAAUUUCCACUUAGUCCUUACAGAUUCUUUGAUAUUGUUGGUGCACAUCAACAGCACGAACUAACUAGAUCUUUAUUUAAUUAUCUGGAAGCCAGAGUUGCUUUGGAAAUAGUUGAGAAACUUAUGAGAGUUCUACCAGAGGACCAAUUCAAGGGUAGAAUAGGGAUAAUAUCUCCGUAUAAAGAACAAAUUAGAGUUUUGAAAGAUGUCUUUAGAAAGAAAUAUGGGAUUGGUAUUUUAAAUGAGAUUGACUUCAAUACUGUUGAUGGUUUUCAAGGUCAAGAAAAAGAGAUAAUCAUAAUGUCUUGUGUCAGAGCCAGUGAGUCUGGUAAUGUUGGGUUCUUAAGUGAUGUUCGUCGUAUGAAUGUUGCCCUAACUCGUGCUAGAACUUCUCUAUGGAUUCUUGGUAAUAAAAGCUCUUUAAGCAGAAAUAAAGUAUGGGCCAAACUUUUGGCUGACGCUGAUUCACGUAAUGCAAUCACCAGUGCAUCUCCUGGAUUUUUAGCAAGAAUCUCAUCCUCUAAUGUCUCCAAAAACAUAUCAACACAAGCUGCGGUGCCAAAUUCGGUGAGUGAUAAUACUAUAUCAGACUCGUCUGUGUCGGUAUUGAGAAAAGAAAGUAACGUAUCGAGUGGUAACCAACAAAAUCAAAAAGAUGAUAAAAUUCCAAAUAAUCACAAUAACAAUCAACAUACUAAUCAUAACUAUAAAAGACAAGGCAAUUAUACUGGUCAUGGCCAGUCUGGUAAUAAUAAGCAAGCCGGCCAUGGUAUGCCAACUCAACCUAAAGACAAAAACGUUCAUAAGUCUAAUACUGUGGGUGGAUCAUCUCUCAAGCGAAGCUCUUUAUUUGAGAGUCCCACAGUUAAAAAGAAGAGUGUUUCAAAACCGGCCAUUGCUAUAAGCUCAGCCAAAUCUCCUCCCCUCCCUCCUCCUAAGUCACCACCUCUCCCUCCACCAAGAUCAUCACCUCUCCCUCCACCAAGAUCACCACCUCCCGAACAGCUUUUUUCACAUACUGAAAAUAAGGGGACAUCACAAACUUCGAGUAAAUACGAGCCAACUCAAAGGAAUCACCAAAAACGAGAAUACUUUGGUAAUAGCUAUCAGAAACUUGAGAGUGCAAAAAAUAAUGACAAUUAUCAUGACAAUAAUAGUAAUCAUGCUGAUCAUAAACAUUCACAAGCUAAAAAGCUGGUCUCGUUUGCUGAAGAUGACAGUGGGCCCAAAAUAAAACCAUCAAAAUCUGGAGUAAUAGAAAAACCGGCAAGUAUAUUCAUACCUCAGAAGAGAAAGAAGAAUCGUUGAAAUAACAGCUUAGACUACUAUAA